AUGAAGAUGAUUGGGGAAAGUGGCACCUUGAGGAAAGUGGCGGAUUUCUUCAAACUCGGAUUAGACGCAUGUCCUCGACCCGGUGCGAAGAAGAGAGACGAUCUGCAGAGAUUAGCGGAAGAGAUCACUCUGCAGAGUAUAGUCUCUGGUCAGACUUUAUCUCCUGUAGGGAAAUCGGACUUGACCAAAUGGUUGGAUCAUUUAGGGGAAGGAGGGAGAGAGGGAAGGAUGAUCUAUAAUUUUUUGUGUGCGGUGGAAGAUUACAAAACCUCAUAUGAUCAACUUUCUCCUGAAGAUAAAUCUUCCAUCCCAACAGUAUUCGAAACAAUAUCUUCUUUAUCACUUUCGAAUCCUGAAAUCUUAAAACCUACACAUAUUCCCAAACCUUCCCUUUUCUCCCUCACAUCACUCGUCAAGUCCGAAACGACCUCACCGACCUUGGUUUCCUCAUAUUCGAUAUCGAUGAAUUCUGAUGAACUCUUCACUGGAAAACCGACCAAAUUACCAUCGGAAAUCACCUCUUCCACUGAGGAAAUAACAGGUUUGAAUUCAUUCAUCUUUGAUCUCCCUCGUACUAUCGUUCGUCCUUCUCCAUUGGUCUUGGCGGAUGAAGGAAGAACGAACGACCGAAUGAUAUUAUCUCCACAAGGAAGUAAGAUGUCGAGUUUACAAAAAGGGAAAAUUGGGAAUAGGACGGUACCUUCCGUUCCGAUGAGUGCAGUUACUGGAUCUUCUUUCACUUUAGGAUCUAUGAGUUCGAGAGGAAGGAGAGGAGGUCCUGCUUUAGCUAGUGAUUUUAGACUUCCUCCUUCUAGACAUAAUGAAGAUAAUGAGAAAAAGCAGAAGGAGGCAAAUGAGAUGAGUGAUGAUGAAGAUUGGGAUUCUUCUUCCCCUAGAUCAAAAUUGACGACGGGAUUAGGACCACGGAUCCCUCCAAAAGCCGUCGUUUCUCCUUCCCGGCAAACGAGACUGAAUAGGGAAGAUAUAUCACCGAUCAACUCCAGUCCGACAACUCGAAGCUUCUUGUCGGGUACGACUUUGGCUCCUACCGUAAUCACGACAGCUCUUCACAAUGUAACAGAUGGUCAUCAGGAGUCAAAAGAGAAGGACAAUUUGGUGACUUCCUUGGCCGGUGAGGACGUGAGUGUGGAGAACUUGAAGAAAGAUCUUCCUCUUCAUUCUGAACUUCAAAGUCUCCUUCAACAACUUAUCCCUCUUCAACAUCUCAUCACGGAAGAGAUACUGGAUAACCUUCAUCUUUAUUCAGCUCAUACCACCCAUCCAACUUUGUUUGACCCACUCCUCCCAUCACUGAUCACUCACUUCUCCUCAGAUAAUCUCCCACGAUUCUUACAAGCUUCCAUCAAAAAUCUUCAUCGUCAUACUGCUCUCGGUCGUCUUUUAGUGGGAAUAUCCACCAGCGUAGUCAGUUUCUUGGCUACCAUCUUCCUCCUUCUCGAUCCAUCACCAUUUACAUUGUGGGAGAGCGAAAUCAGUAGACCAUGGAGAUUGUUGCUCAUUCCUGUCCUCCUGGGAGGGAUUGGCUAUGGUCUUGGCGCAAGAGCUGGAAUGUGUUUCUGGCUUGCAUUAUUUGGCGUCACGGAAGAUCCUUACGAUUAUCAAGAGUUGGAAAGAUUAAACUCCCACGCCAGUCAGCCAGAAGGGAGAUCCAGCCGAUGGUGGGGUAUGGGAAAUAGUGGAAGACCUAGGAGAAAGUUGCAGAAAAGAGGAUCGAAGUCGAGGAGUGAUAGUUAUCCGUUAAGUGUGAUUGCAGGAGGAAGGGAUAGGUUAGAAACGGGUGGUUUUGAAAAGUUCAGGAUCCCAUAUUGA
Molecule: messenger RNA, 1830 nt
Organism: Tremella mesenterica DSM 1558
Lineage: Eukaryota; Fungi; Basidiomycota; Tremellomycetes; Tremellales; Tremellaceae
Exons: 3
Coding region: 1-1830 (609 amino acids)
Source: RefSeq, a predicted model, not a curated record